AUGCCGGAGCUCAAGUCCAAGCUUGUCUCGCGGGGCCCUUUGGAUCCCCAAGAAGCGGAGUGGAAGACCUUGGUCAAGACGACCUAUCUUGAUCCUAACGGUAUUCAAAGAACCUGGGAAUCGGCCGAGCGCCUGACUCGACCCGCCAGCUCGGCCGUCGAUGGCGUCGGCGUUCUGACCAUCUUGCACAAGUCCACGGGCCCUGAGUUGCUUCUGCAAAAGCAAUACCGCCCGCCGAUCAAUCAGAUGGUGGUUGAGGUUCCCGCGGGCAUGGUCGACGCCGGAGAAACGGUGGAGGAAUGUGCCGUGCGUGAACUAAAGGAAGAAACGGGGUAUGUCGGGGUGGCAGAGAAGACAAGUCCCAUUAUGUAUAACGACCCUGGGUUUUCCAACACCAACUUCAACCUCGUCCAUGUCAAUGUGGAUAUGUCGCUCCCGCAGAAUCAGAAUCCGCAGCCCGAGCUGGAGGAUAACGAGUUCAUCGACUGCUUUACUCUUCCAUUGAGCAGCUUAUAUGAGGAUCUAAAAAGACUGGAGAGGGAGGGGUACGCGAUCGAUGCCGGGGUAGGGUCACUAGCAGAGGGGAUUGAGGUCGCCAAACGGUUUAAGUUGUGA
Messenger RNA from Aspergillus steynii IBT 23096, 615 nucleotides. RefSeq names its product nucleoside diphosphate-sugar hydrolase of the mutt family. The record is from RefSeq and is a predicted model, not a curated record. NCBI's taxonomy places the organism in Eukaryota, Fungi, Ascomycota, Eurotiomycetes, Eurotiales, Aspergillaceae. Gene Ontology annotation, cellular component: cytosol; nucleus. Gene Ontology annotation, molecular function: ADP-ribose diphosphatase activity. Gene Ontology annotation, biological process: nucleoside phosphate metabolic process; ribose phosphate metabolic process. The transcript is spliced from 4 exons. The coding region runs from base 1 to 615 and encodes 204 amino acids.